Messenger RNA from Cercocebus atys (sooty mangabey), 4224 nucleotides. RefSeq names its product replication protein A4, 30kDa (gene RPA4). The transcript has a single exon. Gene Ontology annotation, biological process: double-strand break repair via homologous recombination; DNA replication; nucleotide-excision repair. The record is from RefSeq and is a predicted model, not a curated record. Gene Ontology annotation, molecular function: DNA binding. Lineage: Eukaryota; Metazoa; Chordata; Mammalia; Primates; Cercopithecidae. The coding region runs from base 463 to 1248 and encodes 261 amino acids. Gene Ontology annotation, cellular component: chromosome, telomeric region; nucleus; DNA replication factor A complex.
AAAAAAAAAAAAAAAAAAAAAAUUGUGGAAGUUGUAGCAUUAAGAAAUGAAGAGGGGGACUAGUAAAAAUGCAUUUUUAUAGAGAUGUUGGGAAAGGCUUGCUUGAAAUUACACGUGGGACUUUUACUAGACAGGCGCUUUGACCAGCUAAGCAACAGGGCUCCCCUCGUGUGGGGCUUUUAGAAUGUAGCAACCACUGACACACAGGGAAGGAUUAUGCCAUCAGGUGAGAAGGUGGCCGACCCUGACUGGCUGGAAGCAGACGCAUUCUGGUAGCUGAUUGGUCCACAGGUAGCGUGAAGCUUGUCACGUCCUCAGGCUCCCAGCAUUCAAUCGUAGCCUUUCAGACAGCUUGAAGCCUUCUGUGGAGAGCUCAAAGCCUUCUGUGGAGAACUCAAAGCUGUCCGUGGAGCCCCAGACGAGCCAAAGCCCACCUUCUCCUCGGCCUGAACUGUCUUGAAGAUGAGUAACAGUGGGUUUGGGAGCUAUGGCAGCAUUUCUGCUGCUGAUGGAGGGAGUGGAGGCAGUGACCAACUGUGUGAGAGAGAUGCAGCUCCUGCUAUUAAGACCCAAAGACCUAAGGUCCGAAUUCAGGACGUUGUACCGUGUAAUGUGAACCAGCUUCUCAGCUCUACUGUGUUUGACACUGUGUUCAAGGUUAGGGGAAUUAUAGUUUCCCAGGUCUCCAUCGUGGGGGUAAUCAGAGGGGCAGAGAAGGCUUCAAAUCACAUUUGUUACAAAAUUGAUGAUAUGACCGCGAAACCAAUCGAGGCCCGACAGUGGUUUGGUAGAGUAAAAGUCAAGCAAGUGACUCCACUGUCAGUCGGAGCAUAUGUCAAAGUGUUUGGUAUCCUCAAAUGUCCCACGGGAACAAAGACCCUUGAGGUAUUGAAAAUUCAUGUCCUAGAGGACAUGAACGAGUUCACUGUGCAUAUUCUGGAAACGGUCAAUGCACACAUGAUGCUGGAUAAAGCCCGUCGUGAUACCACUGUAGAAAGUGUGCCUGUGUUUCCAUCGGAAGUGGAUGAUGCUGGGGAUAACGAUGAGAGUCACCGCAGUUUCAUCCGGGACGAAGUGCUGCGUUUGAUUCAUGAGUGUCCUCAACAGGAAGGGAAGAGCAUCUAUGAGCUCCAAGCUCAGCUCUGCGACCUUAGCCUCAAGGCCAUCAAGGAAGCGAUUGAAUAUCUCACGGUCGAGGGCCACAUCUAUCCCACUGUGGAUCAGGAGCAUUUUAAGUCUGCUGAUUGAGGCAGGGAAAACAUCCUUUCCUUUUCCAAAGAUCCUUGCAUCCAGCUGAGAGUAAUUUUGACCUGUUGACUUUUUAGGAAGUAGGACUAAAAAAAAAAAAAAAUCUCAAGUGGCAUUCUUUGUCAACUCGCUGCUUUUCUAACUGCUUUGAACUCUUCAGAUUUUCUAUAUUUGAAGCUCAGAGAGAGAUGGUGAUGGAUAAAUUGACAACUCUGUAGGAUUUACUAGCAAGCUAAUGGAAACAUGAUGAUUUGGGGGGAAGAAAAACUACAGAAAAUGUAGAAAUGUAUUAUUUAAUUGUGUUGGAGCUGCUUUUCCCAAAAAAAGACAAAAAACGACAACAACAAAAAGUCUUGCUUGUUUUUAUGUUAGAGUUAUUUUCCAUGUUUGGAUUUAGCGUAUAAUGACAUUAUCUCUUGUUCAAUAUAGUAUUUAGUACUUCAUUAAUUCAAAUGAGCUGAAGAUAUUAAUUUGUGAAUUCUAAUGCUCAGUUCAAACAUUUAUGUGUGAUUUGCUCUCAUUACUAUGAAUUUAUGUUUUCUUAAAAUAAGAUUAUACUAUGUUUAAAUAAAUCAUUUUUGCCAGGUUAUCUUUGAAUUUUUUUUAAUGUGGUGAGGUUUAAUUAUUAUUUCAUACAUGACGUGGUAUUUGGAUGAAAUUACAAUUUAUUGUACUUGCAUGGUAAAUGGAUGCCAGAGUUUCUGUAAGUUUGAUGUGCUGGUGUAUUAUUUAUUUUACUAAAUGCUCUGUUUUAUGUAUAACAAGGUAAUUUUUAGGAGGUCAGGGAAGCAAGUCAUAGGAAAUGAAACUUACUGAGUUUAACACAAAUUUAUUCAAAUGUUUUAUUAAAAUAGUUUUAUAAAAUCUUAACUUUCCUGUGUGAUUUUUUUUCUAAGUACAUUUGAAAAAGCCUUUUUGUUUUAUAUCCUUAAGGAUUAAUAGUUAAUUAUCCAGAAUUUUUUCUUUUCUAUAUAUAAUACCAAGAACAUAUGCUAUAGCCUAGUUCUAAUAAUACAUUUUAGUGUAGAUUAUAUAAAUUAUGUGAGACUUUUAAAUAAUUGACCAUUAAAGAAAGCCCUCAGUUACCUAUACACUAAAGAUGGUAUCUUUCAAGGUGUUAAAUAUUUUACAUUAGAGGAAAGAAAAAAUAUAUACUUUUGAAUGAAUAUGUAUUAUAUUUUAUAUAAUAUAUGUAUAUUCAUAUAUAAUAUAUAUUCAGAUAGAAGAGAAGAACAUUAUUUGUCUAAUUGAAUCAUGAAAACUGGAAAAAAAAAAACAAAACUCUUAAAUGGAGCAUUGCCAGUAAUCCGUACUUUCAGGAAAACUUUCAGAAAAUGGCCUGCCAUUAGAAAAACUUACCACCAAUUCUUGCUUAAGCUUUGUGAUGCAUAUUUUUCUUCCCCUUGAAAGUAAAGAAAUCAUAAAUGGCACUCUUGAAAAACACAAAUGAAUAACAUACUAUAAACCUGCUACUUCAAUUAUCAGACAUUUUGAAAAUUCUGGUCUUCAUAAACCUAAAAUAUUCGGAACCACUUUUUGUUGAAAAAGGUUACCUGUCCUAGGGAAAAUCAUAUUGGGGGAGAGGCAACAAGGGGCAUAUAUAAUACUGAGAAUUGUGGAGCUGAAAGAAAUAGUCUAGCAGAUACAGUAUUCUUUUGUGAUAUCACUUACCCAAAUUCAGAAACCAUGACAUUAAAAUCUGAUAUUUAUGAGUGUAAUUAUAGGUCGCUCCCAUAAUUGCUUGAGCUGAUUCAACUGGCCAAUGGAUGGGUAGCCACUUUUUUUUCCUACUCUAGGAGCAUGCCUCCAGAAGGAGGGGGAAAAAAAACUCUUUUUUUUGUUUUGUUUGGGAGGCCAAACUGCUUUUGUCCCUGCAAAUUGAUACAUAGAGAUAUGUACACCUGAAUUUAAGGCAGAAGACCAGCCUGUCCCCCAUCCUCUGAGGGGCAAUGUCCUCUAUCUGUGUUCCUUGGGGUUGUUUUAGACUUUUAAAAUUGCUCCUCCCAACUCUUAUUCUUCUGAAUGGAAUCAUGUGCUUUAGUGGAUUCUGCUGCAGGUAAGAGAUAGCAGUGGAAAAGUAGUAAGUAGGUCUAGAUAUAAUGUCAGUGGAAAUAAAAACAUUUUAGGCAGAAAAUAAUCACUGGAUUGUUUUAUACAAGCGUAUUUAGUCCAUGUUAAAGGGUGCAGAUUUUUAAAGUUCAUUUUCAACACUCACCUGGCAUGCAUACUUUCUCAAUUUUGUUUAGAUUGGGAAUGACUUGGCUAAUAUCCCCUUUCUCCAAGAUCCUGCCCUGAUUGUUAGCCACACCUUUUGAGGAUAAGAUACAAAUCCUGGGGACAUACUAUUGACUAUUUUGGGCAGGGACAUUUAAGCCUGAGGAACCUGAAAAACGUAAUUGAUGAUUAUAAUCCACCCGAGGUUUUUUCCUAUGGCUCACAGGCUUAUGAAAUAUAUGUAUUUAUAUUGAGGUUGAUUCUGAAUUAACUAUGAAUAAAUAUAUUUGAAAGUGUUUUCAAGGCUAAUGUAAUAAUCUUACUAUGGUCAUAAUUAUUAGUGAUCAUUUUGUUACUUUUACCUACUAAAUUUAGUAACAUUUGGAGUAGAAGCUGAAAAGCAUAAAUUCUUAUAUUUUUUCAAUUUCUGUUUACUUUUGAUAACAGCAAUUUAAAAAAGGUAACUAGCAAGAUUUAUAUUUGUUCAUGAAACCUUUAGUGAGUUCCUACUAUAUGCAUUUAAGUGUUAACUUUAAUUUUGAUGAGUUUAAAUUUAAUUGAUUUCUGAAAUGCUUAUUAAAGAUAGUAAUAGUUAACAUUUUAACAUUUAUUUAAUAUUUAUUAUCUCCCAAGUACUGUUCUAAGAGUGGGAGUUGUAUGUAUGUGUGUGUGUGUAUGUGUGUGUAUGUGUGUGUAUGUGUAUGUAUGAUUCCGGUGAUGCCCGGAUUUACAUUUUCAGCUCAGACCUCUUUUUUUUUUUUU